AUGAUCGACAAAGUUAGACGGAACGUGCUUGAUGGCUUGAACAGUCGAUAUAUAUAUGGCCGCUGGCCCCUCUUGCAUACUCUUGUCCUCCUGAUUGAGAUGGCAGUCACGAUGAGACUCGCGGCGAAGUUCAACUCCUACUAUGCAGAGAAGCCGGUUUUGACCACCAUGGUCACCAAUGCUGUCCUAGGUGGCAUCGCAGAUACAGUAGCUCAAUCCAUAACUGCCGUACGGACACGCAUAGCAAGCCACCGACGCUCCCGCAGCAAUACCAACGACCCCAACAACGACCUAAUCUCCAUCGAAAUACACAGCUUAAAUAAGGAAAAGCCGCCCGCGGUCGGCGAGCUGGGAUCCUACAACACCAGACACCUCGCAACACCCUUUGACUUCGAGCGGCUAACGCGGUUCAUGGCGUAUGGCUUCUUCAUGGCUCCCAUCCAGUUCCAGUGGUUUGGGUUCCUGGCGCGCUCCUUCCCGAUUACCACGACGCACGCCACGGUGCCGGCGUUGAAGCGGGUGGCAAUGGAUCAGCUGAUUUUUGCACCGAUUGGCCUCCUAUGCUUCUUCACAUUCAUGACGGUGGCAGAGGGCGGGGGAAGACAAGCGAUCGUACGCAAAAUGCAAGAUGUGUAUACUCCAACUUUGAAGGCGAACUUCAUGCUGUGGCCGGCGGUGCAAAUACUCAAUUUCCGCGUGAUUCCUAUCCAGUUUCAAAUUCCAUUCGUAUCCACCGUUGGGAUUGCGUGGACAGCAUACCUAUCUCUAGCCAACUCCGCUGAGGAAGAAUAG
Molecule: messenger RNA, 792 nt
Organism: Histoplasma mississippiense
Lineage: Eukaryota; Fungi; Ascomycota; Eurotiomycetes; Onygenales; Ajellomycetaceae
Exons: 6
Coding region: 1-792 (263 amino acids)
Cellular component (GO): membrane; cytoplasm
Source: RefSeq, a predicted model, not a curated record